Messenger RNA from Salvia hispanica, 1371 nucleotides. The record is from RefSeq and is a predicted model, not a curated record. Lineage: Eukaryota; Viridiplantae; Streptophyta; Magnoliopsida; Lamiales; Lamiaceae.
CUUAGAAGUUUGCGUUUAGAAGCAUGUGUACUUGAUAAGCUACCGUCGUCCAUUAGGAAUUUGGUAUACUUGGAUACCCUUGAUUUACGGCUAUCAGAGGAUGUUGAAGUUCCAAAUGUUUUUAAAGAGAUGUUGCGAUUAAAACACUUGAUUCUUCCUCUUUAUGACUUUGAAAACUUUAGAAAUUAUCGAGUAAGAUUGGAUGAGGGAGUAAAUGAGUUGGAGUCUCUACUAUGGCUUGAUAGUAGAUGUCAUGAACUUGAAUGUAUGGGCAGAAUGAAGAAUAUCCGAAGUUUUGCUGCAAUAGUACACGAUAGUGAAAGCUUGUCAGCUAUCAUGAAUGUCAUUAUGAACUGGAACAAGAUACAGGAUUGUGUUGUUUUCAUUGUUGGAAGUUGCGAUUUAACAAUUGAGCGAAUGCUGGAGAAGGCCUUGACAUGUCCCAAUCUUUAUCAAUUGAGAAUUGUUUCUAAGUUAGGCAAGGCACUAGCAAAGUGCGAGAGUGACCUGAUGAGCUCGAAACUUAAUUUUUUGGAUUUGUUGCUAUCCGAGAUUGAGGAUGACCCAAUGGGGAUACUGGGAAAGCUUCCUUGCUUGGUAACACUGCGAUUGAAGGAUGACUCAUUUCUUGGGGAGGAGAUGAGGUGUCCAGCAAACAGUUUUCUUCGCCUCAAGAAGCUAACAUUAAGAGGUUUUCCAAAGUUGAGGGAGUGGAGAGUGGAGUCAGGAUCCAUGCCCCUUCUCUAUCUAUUAAGGAUCGUAGAGUGUUCUUGUUUGGAGAUGGUUCCAGAGGGAUUGAGUGGCAUUUCUACCCUUCAGACUCUUGUAAUUAAAAAAAUGCCGCAAUUGGGCGAAAGGGUAUCACCAGCAGGACAAGAUUUCUACAAAGUCCGCCACGUCCCUUCAAUUAUCAUCAAGGACUAGUCUGUACCAACCAGGCAGUGGCAAUGGUGCUGGCAAAGUGGGGGUUCGUGUCGUACUCAUACAUCUACCAGCAUCAUCUCUAUGAUUAGAAGAUGAAGGAAGAGACAGAAAUGAUGGAGGUGUGCAGAUUCAGCUUGUUGAUGAAAGAGAAUACCUUGAUUUUAGUGCUUAAGUCUUCAUUAUGUUUGCUUUAAGAUUAAAUACAGGCUGCAUUUUGUUUGAUAACUUGUUAUUAUUGAUGCUAAAUAACAAUAGUCUUGGGAAUCUACUCUUUCUGGUUAUGAACUUUGGCUAGAUAAUUAUGCAAAGUUCAGAUGGUACUGUUUUGUAGAAUGCAGAGAGAAGUUUGCUACAUUGUAUGAGUGUCCACGGUACAACUUCUCUGUAUUGCUGAAGCUACAUACUUACUAGAUAUUGAUGAUAUGUUUCUUCUGAGGAAAUUAUCAA